UUAAGUUCGUCGCAUUCAAUAGGUAUCGCACUUGUGCCUUGUCUUAGUUUCAACAAUGCGGAGCUCGUGUAAAGUCGCCCAGAGCGGAGCGGUUUUGGCAACACUUAGCCUGCUGUGCCUAGCACAUGAGGCGAGUGUGCUGGACGAUAGCUCUGGGUGGAGCAACUAUAGCUUUCCAGAUGACUUUAUAUUUGGUGUCUCGACGGCCGCAUAUCAAAUCGAAGGAGCAUGGAACGAAGACGGUAAAGGUGAGAGUAUGUGGGACACAUAUCUUCAUGAGCAUCCAGAUUUCACAGCGGAUCGUUUAAAUGGAGAUGUCGCUACCGAUUCCUAUCACAGAUAUAUGGAUGACAUCCAAAUAGUCAAAGAUCUUGGCGUGAAGUACUACCGAUUAUCGAUAUCGUGGCCCCGCUUGCUCCCUAAUGGCACUGACAAUAACGUUAACAAUGCGGGUGCGAAGUAUUACCGGACCCUCUUCGAAGAACUAAUAAAGGUCAAUAUAACUCCCGUGGUGACGCUCUUUCAUUGGGAUAUGCCGACUGCCCUCAUGGAUCUUGGGGGUUGGAGUAAUCCUUUGAUGGUCGACUAUUUCGUCGAUUACGCAAGAGUGGCUUUUAAGUUGUACGGAGAUAUAAUUAACUUUUGGACCACUGUGAACGAACCUCAUCAACACUGUUAUAAUGGAUACGGAAGUACUAUUUUCGUGCCAGCGAUAAACUCUAGUGGCGUAGCAGAAUACUUAUGUUCUCACUACAUUUUACUGGGGCAUGCAAAGGCGUACCGUCUCUACGAUAAAGAAUUUAGACCAUAUCAAAAAGGAAAAAUUGGGAUAACGCUAGAUGCGUUUUGGGGCGAACCAAAAGAUGCUAAUAAGCAAGAAGAUCGCGACGCAGUCGAAACAUAUCUUCAGAUGCAUUUUGGACUGUAUGCACACCCCAUAUUUUCUAUGGAAGGCGAUUACCCACCCUUCGUAAGAGAACGACUAGACACCUAUAGUGAAUAUGAAGGAUUUGCAAGAUCCCGACUACCCACCUUCACAGAAGAAGAAGUGAAGGCUUUGCUAGGUAGUUCGGACUUCUUCGGUUUAAAUCACUAUACAACAUACCUCAUGUCACCAUCAACCAUGGAGCCAGGUUGGAAGGUGCCAUCCUUGGAACACGACACCAGAGUGAAGUUAGAACAGCAUCCUAAAUGGCCGAAACCUGGUGCUGACUGGUUGACGGUUUAUCCUCCCGGUUUUCGCAAGCUUCUAAACUGGGUAACAAAUAAAUAUGGCAGAAACAUUCCUAUAAUAGUCACUGAGAAUGGUAUGUGUGAUCAUGGCCAAAUAGAUGAUUACGAAAGAGUUUCUUACUACAACAAGUAUCUUUAUCAAUUGCUACUGGCCAUACAUACAGACGGCUGCAAGGUUGAGGGUUACUUUGCCUGGACUCUGAUGGAUGAUUUCGAAUGGACUGACGGUUACACGGCAAAGUUUGGUCUCUACAGCGUUGAUUUUAAUAGUCCCAAUAAGACCAGAACACCGAAAUUGUCUGCGAAAAAUUACCGUGGAAUUGUUAAAUCAAGAAGAAUAAACUUCGAUAGUUUCAAAUCUCCAAUAAGUACUUAUUUAUAAUGUAAUUGUUAACGAAACUUUUGUAAAUAGUAAUAUUGAUGUUGAAUCGCU
Manduca sexta (tobacco hornworm) is the source of this 1666-nucleotide messenger RNA. Its product is annotated as myrosinase 1. Gene Ontology annotation, molecular function: beta-glucosidase activity. Lineage: Eukaryota; Metazoa; Arthropoda; Insecta; Lepidoptera; Sphingidae. Bases 56 to 1615 code for a protein of 519 amino acids. The record is from RefSeq and is a predicted model, not a curated record. The transcript has 10 exons. Gene Ontology annotation, biological process: carbohydrate metabolic process.